AUGCUGAGCCGGGUCGUGGUGCUGAGUGCGCUGGCGUGCUGCUGCUGCCUGUGCCCGCGGGUAGCGGCGGAGAGCCGCAGGAGGGACCUCUGCCGGAGCCGCUGUGUGUGCGAGGAGAGGGACAGCGUGCUCAAUGUGAACUGCGAGGCCAGGGGCUUCACCAGGGUCAGCGGCCUGCAGCCCCCCCAGCACCGCCUCUACCAGCUCUUCCUGAACGGGAACUCGCUCACCAAGCUGCCGGCGAACUGCUUCACCAACUUCAGCCAGGCGGUGACCCUCCACCUGGGCAGCAACGGGCUGCAGGAGAUCCGCAACGGGGCUUUUCAGGGGCUGACCCUGCUCAAGAGCUUGCACCUGGACAACAACCGGCUGGAGGUGCUGAGGGAGGACACCUUCCUGGGGCUGGCCAGUCUGGAGUACCUGCAAGCGGACUACAACUACAUCAGUAGCAUCGAGCCGGGUGCUUUCAACCGCAUGCACAAGCUGAAGAUCCUGAUCCUCAAUGAUAACCUGCUGCCCAGCCUGCCCGGCAACAUCUUCCGCUUCGUGCUGCUCACCCACCUGGACCUGAGGGGCAACAGGCUGCGGAAGCUGCCCUUCAGCGGGGUCCUGGAGCACAUCGGGGGCAUUGCUGAGAUCCAGCUGGAGGAGAACCCCUGGAACUGCAGCUGCGAGCUGCUGCCCCUCAAGUCCUGGCUGGACUCCAGCGCCCUGCAAGGGGGCGAGCUGGCCUGCGAGAGUCCCUUCCGGCUGCACGGCCGCCUGCUAGCCCAGCUCAGCCGCCAGGACAUCUGCCCCCGGCGAGCCCACAGCUCCACCCCCGGCGGCGGGGGGGACUCCGGGCUGAGGAUCCAGCGACUCCCCCCGCACAGGGCUCAGCCGCAGCCCCUGGCCACCGCGGCUCAGCCCGGCCCCAGGGCGGGCAGGACCCCGGCUGGAGGCAGGGGCAGGCCGGCCGCCACCCCCGCCCCCGACCCCCGGCAGAUGAGGGGCUCCCAGAGCCGCCUGGCCGGGCAGCCCGACUGCCCGGGGCUGUGCUGGUGCAACGUGCAGCAUUCGGAUGGCGCCUUGCAUGUGCACUGCCACGAGCGGAGGAUCGGGAACCUGAGCGAGCUGCAGCCGCGGCCCUCCAGCCCCAGGAAGCUCUACCUGACCGGCAACCUGCUGCACAUGGUGCAGCUGCACGACCUGGAGGAGUACGGCAGCUUGGAGCUGCUGCAUUUGGGUAGCAACCGCAUCUCGGUCAUCCAGGAGGGGGCCUUCCGCAACCUGAGCAACCUGCGGCGCCUCUACCUCAACGGGAACCACAUCGAGCGCCUCUCGCCGGCUCUCUUCGUGGGUCUGCAGCGGCUGCAGCACCUCUACCUGGAGUCCAACGUGAUCAAGGAGAUCCUGCAGUACACCUUCCACUCCCUGGCCAGGCUGAGUCUGCUGCAGCUCAACAACAACUUGCUGCGUUCCCUGCCCGCCAACGUCUUCGUGGGCACCAACCUGAGCCGCCUCAACCUCCGCAACAACCACUUCUCCCAGCUGCCGGUGCGGGGUCUGCUGGACCAGCUGCCCGCCACCGUGCACCUGGACCUGCGGGAGAACCCCUGGCACUGCGGCUGCCCCAUCGUGGCGCUCAAGAGCUGGGUGGAGCGGCCCGGGGGCGGCGUGCGGGCCAGCGAGCUCUCCUGCGAGUCGCCGGCCAAGUACGCGGGCCGGGCGCUGCGCUCGCUGCGGGCGGAGGAAAUCUGCUCCGAACACUCGGAUCCGAGCGCCACCGCCUUGACCCGGAGCCCGGGCCAGCCCAAGCUGCUGGGCGGCGAGCUGGGCACUGCCAGCCCUGAGGCGGCUCAGGCCAGUGCUGUGCCCCUCUCGGUGCUGAUCCUGGGCUUGCUGGUGGUCUUCAUCCUCAGCGUGUGCUUUGGAGCGGGGCUGUUCGUCUUUGUCUUGAAGAGGCGCAAGACGGCUCAGAGUGGGCAUGGAGGUGCCCACCACAGCCCGGACCUGAACUCCUACCAGCUGCAGUACCCUCCCUAUGGCGGGGAGGGUACAGACAAGGCAGAAGCUCAUGUCUACAACUACAUCUCCCACCCCCUGGGCCAAAUGUGCAAGAACCCCAUCUACGUGCAGAGGGAGGGCGAGCAAGUGGCUUACUACCGGGACCUGGCAGGGAAGAAGCCUCCCCCGGCGGCCCCCGCUUACUCCAUCAGCACGGUGGAGCUGCUGGAGCACCGACCCCCCGCGGCCAGCCCCUCCGAGCUGCUGUACCAGAACCUGGCCGAACGGCCCAAGGCGCUGCCCGGGGCGCACUACAGCUUCUGCACCUUGCCCAAGCGCCCGUUCGGCCCGUCCCAGGACAGCAGGCACAAGGAGCAGGACAGGCUCAACAAGACGGUGCUGUACGGCACGCCGAGGAAGCAGCUCCGGGAGGCAUCCAGAGGCGAUAGCCUGUGUCUCCGAGGCAAGUUCCAGGCCGAACCAGACUACCUCGAGAUGUUAGAGAGACAGACUGCCAUCAGUCAACUGUAGAGUGGAACAGAGAGAGAGAGAGAGAGGUGAACCACUGACAACAAAAAGGACACCCCGUACACAUGGUUGACUCGAAACCUGACUUAUUCCACAGUGAUUUCUGACUCAAGUUUGGUGAUUUCACCAAAUCCCGAUUCUCCCAAAAUCCUAUUGAUUUCUCGAUUUUACAAAGGAAGAUUUUUGGGACUUUUUUUUCCCUCCCCCGUAUGAUUACUGGACACCACAUUCCCUGCUGAGUUGGUUCUAAAAAUCCACGAAUGCGAAGGAAUUCGUCUACUUCUGCUUUUCAGUUUCCUCACCGAUAUUUGAUCAUAUUGUAUAAGUUUGGCGUUUAUUGCAAUUUCCAAAGACCAUUCUAUCCCGCCCUACAUAGUGAGCUAUAUACCGGCACUAUCUAUGGCAAGGAAAACCUUUUUUCUUUGGUUUGGUGGAGAACGUUAAUUACAAAACGCAUCUUGGUCUGAACAUUUACUUUUGUUUGAUGCUUUUGGUGGUAAACUGUACUACCACGUUUUUAGCAAACUGAUAUAUCUCCGGCGCUCCUGAGGGUUGGUCUCUCGGGAGCUGAAAUAUUUUUAUUCCCCAAAUGAUUGUAUCUGUAUCACAU
Molecule: messenger RNA, 3124 nt
Organism: Hemiscyllium ocellatum (epaulette shark)
Lineage: Eukaryota; Metazoa; Chordata; Chondrichthyes; Orectolobiformes; Hemiscylliidae
Gene: slitrk2
Product: SLIT and NTRK-like family, member 2
Exons: 1
Coding region: 1-2517 (838 amino acids)
Biological process (GO): regulation of presynapse assembly; axonogenesis; positive regulation of synapse assembly
Cellular component (GO): membrane; glutamatergic synapse
Molecular function (GO): protein binding
Source: RefSeq, a predicted model, not a curated record